GCGCCCGCCUAUAUCUACGGCCGGGGCGGCCCGCCGCCCGCAAGGAUGUGAGGCGGGCGGCCGCGCAGCCGCCGCUGCCGUGGCAUGCGCCCCGCGGCCCGGGCCGUCCCCGCCGCCGUCCCCGCCGCCGUCCCCGCGGCGCCUCGCCGCGGCCCCGCGGGGCGAUGCUGCCCUGGAAGAGGAGCAAGUUUGAGCUGAUCGAGGGCGAGGCGCGGCGGCAGAGCAAGCCCAAGGGCUACGCGCUGAGCGUGCACUACUCGGCGCUCACCUCGCUGGCCCGCGCCUGCCCCGAGAGCGCCCUGCACCGCGUGGGCAGCAUGUUCCGCUCCAAGCGGAGGAAAUUCCGCGUGACCAGCGAGGACCCCACGUACACCGUGCUCUACCUGGGCAACGCCACCACCAUCCAGUCCAAGGGUGAGGGCUGCACCGACCUGGCCGUCUGCAAGAUCUGGAGCAAGAGCGAGGCGGGCCGGCAGGGCACCAAGAUGAAGCUGACCAUCAGCGCGCAGGGCAUCCGCAUGGCCCAUGCCGAGGACAAGGGGCUGCGGCGCCCCGGCCACCUCUACCUGCUGCACCGGGUCACCUACUGUGUGGCCGACCCGCGCCUGCCGCGCGUCUUCGCCUGGAUCUACCGCCACGAGCUGAAGCACAAGGCGGUGAUGCUGCGCUGCCACGCUGUGCUCGUCUCCAAGCCCGAGAAGGCAAAGGCCAUGGCCCUGCUACUCUACCAGACCUCGGCCACGGCGCUGGCCGAGUUCCGCCGGCUGAAGAAGCGGGACGACGCGCGGCACCAGCAGCAGCAGCUGGUGGGCGAGCAGAGCAUCCCGCUGGUGCCGCUGCGGAAGCUGCUCAACGGGCAGUGCUGCUACAAGCCGCCGGUGGAGCGGAGCCGCAGCGCGCCCAAGCUGGGCUCCAUCACCGAGGACCUGCUGGGCGAGGAGCAGGAGGAGCGGGCCAUGCACUGCGACUGCGAGGACAUCCUGGAGGCGCUGGGCGAGCCCGAGGGCGAGCUGCUCCGCGCCGGCGCCGGCCGCGGCGAGAGCCCGGAGCUGGGCCGGCUCCUGCGCGACCUGGGCGAGCUCAGCCUCGGUAACGACCUGCGCUCGCUGCGCGCCGACCUCCGCGUCCGGCGGCUGCUUUCCGGCGAGAGCACGGGCAGCGAGUCCUCCCUCGAGAGCAACGGGCAGGACGGCGCCGGCCCGCCCGGCAGCGGCGCCGAGCAGCCGCCCUCCGGCGACCCCGAGACCGGCUGAGCGCUCGGCCCCGCCGCGGGCGCCCCGGCCCCCUCCGCCCACGCCGGGGGUGCACGGUUUCCCCCUGGUCCCGCUGAGGGUGCAUGGCCGCUCUGGUCCCGCUGCGGGAGCACGGCUCCUCCGGGAGCCCUCUCCGGCCCCGCCGGGGAUGCGCAGUGCCCUCCGGUCCCGCCGGGGGUGCACGAUCCCCUCCGGUCCCGCUGAGGGUGCACGGCCCCUCCGGGAGCGUCCCGGGCCCUUUCCGGCCCCUCCGAGGAUGCACGGCCCCUCCGGUCCCCCCCGGUCCCGUUGGGGAUGCACGGCCCCUCCGGGAGCGCACGGUCCCCUCCGGUCCCAUUGGGGGUGCACGGCCCCUCCGGGAGCGUCCCAGGCCCUCUCCAGCCCCGCCGAGGAUGCACGUCACCCUCCCCCCCCCCCGGCCCCGUUGGGUGUGCACCGUCCCUCCGGGAGCGCCUCGGGUCCCUCCGGUCCUGCCGGGAGCGCAAGGUCCUCUCCGGCCCCGCUGCGGGAGCACGGCCCCGUCGGGAGCGCCCUGGGUCCCCCGGGCCCCGCCGAGGCUGCGCUCCC
This is a messenger RNA of Rhea pennata, 1820 nucleotides long. It is a transcript of the gene FAM43A, whose product is annotated as family with sequence similarity 43 member A. The coding region runs from base 165 to 1253 and encodes 362 amino acids. The transcript has a single exon. NCBI's taxonomy places the organism in Eukaryota, Metazoa, Chordata, Aves, Rheiformes, Rheidae. The record is from RefSeq and is a predicted model, not a curated record.